AUGAAGUUCAUCGGAGCAAUCAUCUUCGCCGCCGUCGCCUCCGCCGGCGUUCUUGCCGAGCUCGAAUCCGAAGACUUCGUUCCCGCAGUUGGCGUCUCCGAGGCGCUCGCCAUUGCCUCCAACAAGACUGCCGCUGCUUUUGCCACCUUCCGUCAAAAGCUCGAGGCUUCCGGCGACAUCGAUCCCUUUGCAAACUUUGCCGUCGAGGCUCAUCUUGAGUUCAUCGAGACCGAAUUCGGUCACGUUCAGAUCCAGCUGCUCAGAUACAAGGAGACGGCCGAUGCCGGCAAAUGCGUUGCCGUCGGCGAGGCAAUGAAACCCAUUUCGACCGAGUUCAAAGCCGCCGCCGACUUGAUUCUCCAGAAGACGGCCGAGAGCCUGAAGCAAACCGUCCAACUCCGUUUGAAGCCAAUCACCAUGAUUCUGGCCAAGACGGAUAAGAUUUUCUCCCCCAAAAACUGCCAGAGGAGGACAAAGAAGCCCUCCCUUGCAGGCUCGAGACCAGGAAUUUACAGGUAA
Messenger RNA from Drechmeria coniospora, 519 nucleotides. RefSeq lists its product as uncharacterized. The transcript has 2 exons. The coding region runs from base 1 to 519 and encodes 172 amino acids. Lineage: Eukaryota; Fungi; Ascomycota; Sordariomycetes; Hypocreales; Ophiocordycipitaceae. The record is from RefSeq and is a predicted model, not a curated record.